Molecule: messenger RNA, 1672 nt
Organism: Pyrus x bretschneideri (Chinese white pear)
Lineage: Eukaryota; Viridiplantae; Streptophyta; Magnoliopsida; Rosales; Rosaceae
Product: E3 ubiquitin-protein ligase RHF1A
Exons: 8
Coding region: 216-1313 (365 amino acids)
Molecular function (GO): zinc ion binding; ubiquitin-protein transferase activity
Source: RefSeq, a predicted model, not a curated record
GUGUUUAGCUUUGCCGCUGCGUUUUCUGAUCCUUUUUCAUUUUUCUCCUCCCUAAAAUUCUUUACUUUGACCCUCUACUCUUUCCUUCCCCACCAACACUUUUUCUAGGGUUCCCUUUCUUCUUCCUCCUCACACCAGUCCCCCCAUCUCCUCCAUUAAAAUCACUCUCCCUCAGUCCCUCUGCACCUCUCUGUCUCCCUCCGCAUUGCUCAAAAAUGGCGUCUUUCGCUCCCUCUUCUUCUCUUAAUCCAAAACCCAUCUCAGCUCCCCCGUCUUCCUCCACGGAUCUUCUCGACGACUCGUACGAAGACUGCUGCAGCAUCUGCCUCGAGCCGUUCAACUGCGACGACCCGGGCACCAUAACCAGCUGCAAACACGAAUAUCAUCUUCACUGUAUAUUAGAAUGGUCACAAAGAAGUAAAGAAUGCCCAAUUUGUUGGCAGUCAUUUUCCCUGAAGGAUCCUGCUUUCCAAGAGCUUCUAGCUGCUAUACAAAAUGAGAAGAACUCAAGGUCAAGAAAAACAUCUUCCAUGGCACCCCAAACAUAUCAUUCGUAUGAGGAUUUUGAUGCUGAGCACGAAUCUUUCUCAGAUGACUCCGAUUUGGAUGAGCGCAUCAUGCAGCAUCUUGCUGCUGCUUCUGGCAGAGCUCAUUAUGCUCGCAGAAGGGAAAGACAGAGAUCACCUGGGCUAGGUCCUUCCCGUGUUUUUGUUUUUUCCAAUCAUGAAAGUGUGCCUGGUUUCCAGCAAACAUACCCAACUUCUCCAGAAGAUUCGCCAACUUCUCAAAGGCCAUCUAUUAUUCAAUCUCCAUUGUCUUUUAUUUGCAGCACUGCUGCCAAUAGUGAUAUCCGUUGCAUGCCGAGAGUUAUUUAUGGCCGGCCAUCACCAGAUGGUCCACACAGACCAAGCCCAUCCGAGACUAUCAAUUUCCCUGAUUCUAUCAAAUCCAAGUUGUCUGCUGCCUCAGCCAGAUACAAAGAGUCAAUCUCAAGAAGCACUCGAGGCUUUAGGGAAAAGCUACUUGCUCGUAACAACUCAGUCAAGGAGAUGACCAAAGGGGUUCAACGUGAGAUGAGUGCAGGAAUUGCUGGUGUUGCAAGAAUGUUUGAGCGCCUCGACCUUACUCCAAAGAGACCUGGAGCCCCUUCUCCUGUUUCUGGCCAUAGCGGAGGAGAAACUUCAAACUUUUCCUUCAAGGGAAAAGGUGUGCUAGAGAAUGUUAUUGUUCAUUCUUGUAGUAACAGUGGGAGAGUUGCUGAUGAAAGUUCAGACGCACCUUCACGUCAAAGCUGCUACAGCAGGCCGAGUUGAAGUCUCUUCUGCACAGAGCGGACACUGAUGCCGUAUGGAGUUUGGAUUUGGCUCAUCUCCGAAUCGUUUGUGUUUUACCUCUCAAGCAUAAGGAAUGUGUUUUACCUUUCAAGCAUUAGGCACCUCAGCAAGUGACGUUAUGUGAAGAGCCACACGCUGCUGGUUCGUUUUGCGUCCUGCUCAUUGCCUAUUUAUGUAGUGUCAUGAUGAGUUAUUUGUCCUCCCCCUUCACAUUUUCCCUUCCUUUGUAGCUUAGUAAUUAGUAUUAAGUGGAUUCUGGGGGAAUUCCUACUACCUAACAGUUGUCUCAACUGUUUAAACUUACUUAAUAUACAUGUCCUGCGUUUGUUUUUCCGUUA